CUUCGUAUAUCCGAAGACACAAUCCUUGAAUAGAAGUGGGAGCAAACCAAACCCUAGGGACCUUGCGGCGGGGAGAUCCUCUGCAGAUGGAGAUGGUACGGGAGACCAAAGUGGGAAGGGGUGAUGAAUCCGCGAAGCGCCGCCGUAAGGAGGGCGGUUCCUCUGGUAGGAUCGACGAGGAAUCAGCCACGACGGAGCAGAUCUUGGAGGUGGAGGAGGAGAAUAUCUCGGAAGACGAACAAGGCAAUUGGACCGAUAUAGAUCGGGAGGUGUCCAUGGGGAAGGUGCUGACCGAGGAUGAGGAGAUGGACAAGUACCGUCGAGGCGUGGAAUAUAUAUUGGGUGGCGAGUUCGGUUGCUUCGAACAAGAGACAACAGUGAGUUCCAUGCUCACUACACACAAAGCCAUCCAAAAUGCUUCUACCGCAACCGCCUUGCAACUCUACUCCAUCAAAGUCGAGGAGACAAAACUCGUGUGGCCACUGCACGUCUACGGCAUGGUUGCUGCCCGAGACCCUGUGGAUCGCAAUCGCAAUAUUCUCUUCAAUCGAAAGAGGGAUAACUGCCAAAUCCUUACUGAAGAUGAUCCGUACUUGUUGCUGACUGGCCCGUCUCGUGCAAUUGUGUUCCUUGACCCGGUUGAUUUUGAAAUUGAUCUUAAAGUGAAGGGUGGGGUCGAAGAUAAAGAAAGAUUGAUCCAUCAAGUCUACACUUUCAAUGGCACUACUGGUGCUGAUGGUCCACGCUGCUCCAACGAAAAUUGCACAAUACACUUGCACUUUAAGGUGCUUGAUGAAACGGUUCAGGCCACUAUCAUUGGUGCCCAAAUUAUCCGUGGGUCAUGGCCGAGAGGCUACGCAGGGCAAAUUGCUUGCUCCAACGCCUCCUCUCAUGAUGAAGUUGUGUUGCUUGAUUUUCCAGCUGGAAGUAAUCCACCAGUGGCUCGAGAUGGCACGCUGGAGCUUUCUAGGCGUGUUGUUUCAGUAGAUGUGCAUAAAGACAUGGUAGUUUGUGUAAAGGCCUACCCUGUAUGUGGUGGCUUGAAACAAACCAUUGUAUCCGGGGAUGUCAUGUUCACACCCCAACAAUGCGGCAUAACUGAGGGCAUAUGUGACCUUGGUGGCAACUGUCAGGUCGAGUUCAAAAUCGCUUGGUCUCUCCUUGUUGUGGCCAACUGGCUACUCCCGUCAUGAGAGAAAUAUCCUUAGCUCUAAUGAAAUCAGAGGUGCCAUACUAUGUUCCGUGGUGCUCAGGACGUGCACUAUAUCUACUGUAAUACCCUUGCCGGCUGGAAGAUGUGUAGCUAUAUGUAUAGUCUUUCCCGCAGUCUAUUAACAAGUCCAAUUAUCAUGGUUAUCUGUUAUAAGCUGUGUUAUAUGAGAUUGUCUUAACUUGUAAGUCAUGUAUCUUGUAAACUAGUACUCGUUAAAUUGUGUGAUGUGAGAUGCCCCAGCUAUUUCUGUACCGAUGUCAUGUAUGCAAAAAUAUCAUCUAUUUAUGUAUCUGGUAGCCAAUACUCCAAUAUGUUGCAAUGUA
Messenger RNA from Lolium rigidum, 1536 nucleotides. RefSeq lists its product as uncharacterized. The record is from RefSeq and is a predicted model, not a curated record. The coding region runs from base 87 to 1193 and encodes 368 amino acids. Lineage: Eukaryota; Viridiplantae; Streptophyta; Magnoliopsida; Poales; Poaceae. The transcript is spliced from 3 exons.